Messenger RNA from Dreissena polymorpha, 4229 nucleotides. RefSeq lists its product as uncharacterized. NCBI's taxonomy places the organism in Eukaryota, Metazoa, Mollusca, Bivalvia, Myida, Dreissenidae. Gene Ontology annotation, molecular function: lipid binding. Bases 196 to 2226 code for a protein of 676 amino acids. The record is from RefSeq and is a predicted model, not a curated record. The transcript has 16 exons.
UGUUUCAAACUUCCGCGUAGUUCGUAAUGCAAGUGGGAAUUUCCCGUGUGUUUACCUGAUUGAAUAUCAUCUGACGCUUAAGUAGACCGUUUUAUGACAGUGGUUUUCGUUUGCGAUGUGUUUUUCAACUUUGUACUUGCUUUCUCUUUCAUGGAUUUAAAUUGAACGGUAUGAAACAUCACAUCACUAGCAAACAUGGACUUAAAAGCGGUAUGUAUUCUGUUGCUACUGACAACGGUGAAGGAAGUCAGAGGCCAAAACAAUGCCGGUCUAAAGCUGACGGUUACUAAGGAGAUAUUGGACAAAGUGAACGCCAUGGAGCUACAACGCCUGCAGACACUUCUGACCACGGUUAAGCUAGACGAUGCCUAUGACGAUGGGGGAGACUUCUCCUGGAGGAUCUCAGGUAUUCAAAUAUCCAGUGCGGGGACGCUAAGUUCUAGUGUGCAGUUACGGACCGGAAGUUUCAGCUGGUCCCUUCAGAUCAGCAGCCUUGAGAUAAACGCCAACUGGAAAAUGAAAUAUGAUCCAGGCCGCUGGCUCCCCACAGUGAGGGAUAGCGGCAGGCUAUCUACCAGCGUACGUCAGUCCGGGAUCACUUUAACCGUUCAGCCGGUUGUUGAGACCGAAAGUCUACAAGUGAACCUGCAGGACUGCUCCGCCUCUCUUUCCGGUCUGGAGGUCUCCUUUGGUGGAAGUAUCCUCAGUCGCUUCUAUGAGUUGGUCGCAAAUGCUUUCGAAGGCGACAUUCGGCGACAACUGGAAAGAGCGAUCUGCAAAUCGAUUACCAGAUCCAUGGGAGACGUGCGCAAGACGCUGACCGAUGUGCAAACAACCUCGAACGUGCAUGUGUUCAAUACUGAUUUCACUGUGGACUAUGGUGUUGCAGCCGUUGAAGUGACCAGCGAUCAUAUAGCAACCUUCCAUAAGGGGACCGUCAUCUUUGCUGGACAAACGUUUCCAGUUCAUGUGACCCCUUUUAUACAAGCCAUGCCUACAUCAGGUGUGAGUUUCGAUCUGGCGGAGGAAUUUUUCAACAACGUCUUGACGACUGCCUUAAAAAAUAAUUUCUUAGACGCGUUUGCCGACUACGCGAAGGUUAAACGCAAGAACCUGAAGUUUAUGUACCUGACGUGUGACAACGCCUUCUGUCUUGGUCGUCUGCUACCGCAGGCGAAGGACCGGUGGCCAGAAAGGGUGGUGGGUGUACGUGUGUAUGUGAGUGACUCGAACCUGUCACUUGACACUCUGGGAGCGACCCUGAACAUCCGGGGCCGCUUCAAUUUUUCCGCUGAAAGCGCCACCCAAGCGGAUCCGAUGUUCUCCGCCAUCUUUGACUUUGCGUUGCCAGUACAAGUAAAAUUCUUCAACGGUUUUAUUUCUGCUAAGCUUGCAAAUGCUAGCGGACAGAUUGUUAUAGACCAGUCACAUAUUGGGAAGAUUCUGAUUCCUGGACUGCGAAAUCUCUUUGACGUUAUGACACCGAAUUUUACUCGACUUGGUGUGGAGACCUUGAACUCGUCCCCGGUGUCCACUGAACUGAAACUUCCGAAAGACGUCAUGUUUCAAACCAGCAGUGUACAGCUGUUUCCGAAAAAGCUACGUGUAAACGCAGACCUCUGUCAGAAAGGUACGUCCGGUUGCUCCUAUUCCGCCAAGGACGAAUGGGUGGGCAGAAGCGACGGUGGAGCGAUUAGUGUUGUUGACACUAUAACCACCACCACAAGUACAACCACAACAACCACUACCAUACAAACACCAACCACGACAAUCACAACCACUACAAUCCGGCAAACCGCCAGAACCACGACCACUACAACGCCGAGGACAAGUACGACGCAGAAGCAAACAGAAGCACCGACGACCAAACCUGCAACCAAAUCAACAGAACCAACAUCGAAGCCAGUUACGGUCAAACCACCCGAACCUUCUACAGAAAACGCCCAAACCACAAAUUAUGCACCCAUGUCCUCACCGAUUAUUACCACGUCGAUAAACAAACAUGAUCAAACACCUGAUACGGUUUUGAGAUACAACGGUACGCAUAAUACAAAUAACUCGACGCGCCGCCUUAUCGUUGAUUUAUCUAUCGGAAAGAAAUCGGCCAACAGCCCGCUAACUUCAACCAAGAACCCGGCUAAAACGAACGGAGCCCGUGCUAUGAACAUGGCCUUGCUUUUGCUACUCGUGUGCAUUGUUUUGUCGAAGUUCAAAAACUUUAUUUAAAACUGCGAAAUCACUGAUUUCAGUUCGCUUGAAAACACAAAAGAACGUUUCAUUCGGCUGAAAUCAACAAAAUAUAUGUUAAAAGCAGGAAUUCUUGACAUAGUGUAUACUCCUUUAAAUUUGUUAAAUACUCAACUUAUAUACGACCGAUAUUUACUGGUAUUUAAUUGCCAGUAUUAAACAGUUCAAAAUACUGAAUACUGUCUAUGGAAAUUAUUUUCUGUAUGUGUGCUAUAUCUAUCAAACAGUUCAAAAUACUGAAUACUGUCUAUGGAAAUUAUUUUCUGUAUGUGUGCUAUAUAUAUCAUAUGUACUCGAUCCAUCACAUACGUAUAUUGUAUAUAUCAUAUGUGCUCGAUUCAUCACAUACGUGUGCUUUAUAUAUCAUAUAUGCUCGAUUCAUCACAUACGUGUGUUGUAUCUACCAUAUGUGCUUGAUUUACCACAUACGUGUGUUUUAUCUAUCAUAUGUACUCGAUUCAUCACAUACGUGUGUUGUAUCUAAAAUAUGUGCUUGAUUCACCACAUACGUGUGUUGUAUCAAUCAUAUGUGCUCGAUUCAUCACAUACCUGUGUUGUAUCUAUCAUAUGUGCUUGAUUCACCACAUACGUGUGUUGUAUCUAUAAUGUGCUUGAUUCACCACAUACGUGUGUUGUAUUUAUCAUUUGUACUCGAUUCAUCACAUACGUGUGUUGAAUCUAUAAUAUGUGCUUGAUUCACCACAUACGUGUGCUGUAUCUAUCAUAUGUGCUCGAUUCAUCACAUACGUGUAUUGUAUCUGCCAUAUGUGCUUGAUUCACCACAUACGUGUGUUGUAUCUAUCAUAUGUGCUCGAUUAAUCACAUAUGCAUGUUUUAUCUAUCAUAUGUGCGCGAUUCAUCACAUAUGAGUGUUGUAUCCAUCAUAUGGGCUUGAUUCAUCAUAUAUGUGUGUUGUAUCUAUAAAUAAAUGUGUGUUUGAUUCAUCACACACCUGUGUUGUAUCUAUCAUAUAUGCUUUAUUCAUCACAUACCUGUGUUGUAUCUAUCAUAUGUACUCGAUUCAUCACAUACAUGUGUUGUAACUAUAAUAUGUGCUUGAUUCACCACAUACGUGUGUUGUAUCUAUCAUAUGUGCUCGAUUCAUCACAAACGUGUGUUGUAUCUAUCAUAUGUGCUUGAUUAUCCACAUACGUGUGUUGUAUCUAUCAUAUGUGCUCGAUUCAUCACAUAUGCAUCUUUGAUCUAUCUUAUGUGCUCGAUUCAUCACAUACGUGUAUUGUAUCUAUCAUAUGUGAUUAAUUAAGCCAAGAUCGCGGACAAAUUAUGAAAAGCCGCAACUUCAACAAAACACCCACAAAAUAUCUUAUGCACCAUGGAAACAACAAUCGAAAGCGCCCAUCGAUUUCCGAGGUAAAAAUAGAUUCGAAGUAUUGAACAGUGACCAAGUAGAUACGCCGCAAAGGCGUAGGCAGCUGAUUGAACGCUCGCCCCGAACCCAUGUAGACGAAACAGAGCUUAAAAGGCCUCGAGAACAAGAUUCAACGACUUCCACCGACCUUGUACAAAUGCCCGAGAUUCUCGAGCAACCCGAGCCAAUUAUCAAACAACGUUCUCAGUUUAACACAUCUGUGCAAUAGGACGCACAGGGAGAGAACCGAUGCUCUUUACACAACAAUAAACACGGAUCAGUUAGUCGAUGUGUGAGAGAAUUAAAAUUUCGCUCUUUGAACGUUUGCGGACUGAGAUCGAAACAGCUUUGUCCAGAUUUGUAUUCAAUGUUAUGCAAUUAUGAUAUUAUUUGGUUACAGGAACUUAAAACUGACAAUUAUGAUGAUUUAGAAUUAAACGAGUUUAAAAUGCAUUUUAAAAAACAGAAAAGAAUUCUCUGUACGUAAAUCAGAAGGAAUAUGUCUCGCUGUUAAAAACGAAAUCAGCAAAUAUGUCACAGUUAUUCAGUCAAGCAGUAAAUUUGUAUUGUGGUUUAAACUGUCUAAACAUUUAACAAAAAAUGAGGAUAUUCA